Capsicum annuum is the source of this 3739-nucleotide messenger RNA. Its product is annotated as 14 kDa proline-rich protein DC2.15. Lineage: Eukaryota; Viridiplantae; Streptophyta; Magnoliopsida; Solanales; Solanaceae. Bases 68 to 463 code for a protein of 131 amino acids. The transcript is spliced from 8 exons. The record is from RefSeq and is a predicted model, not a curated record.
UUAGUACACUCUUCACCAUCAGAAAUCAACUAUCAUUUUCUCUAAACAGCAAAUCAAAUCUUGCAAAAUGGCUAAGUCACUUGCCAUCUUUCUUGUAUUCAAUGUCCUUUUUUUCACUGUGGUUAGUGCAUGCAACUAUUGCCCUGAACCUAAACCAAAGCCCAAACCACAGCCAACACCAAGUCCAUCUCCUGAUACACAAGGCAAAUGCCCAACAGAUGCCUUAAAACUAGGUGUUUGUGCUAAUGUGCUUAAUGGUUUAUUGAAUGUAACACUUGGAACUCCACCUGUAAAACCAUGCUGCAGUCUUCUAGGAAAUCUUGUGGAUUUGGAGGCUGCUGUUUGUCUUUGUACUGCACUUAAGGCUAAUAUCUUGGGGAUUAACCUUAAUAUCCCUAUUUCACUUAGCUUACUUCUUAAUGUUUGUAGCAAGGAUGCCCCAAGGGGAUUCACUUGUCCCUAAACAAUUUUGCACCCUUUUUUUUUUUUUUUUUGUUUUGUUGAAGUUUGCUUCUGGAUUUUCAUUUGUUCUUCCAUUAUUCAUGGGGUUAAUUUGUUUUAAUAUUUCGUUGUUGGGAAAUUAGAAUUAACUAGCGCCGCUUGCGCUAUUUGUUUGUACGUCCCAUUGAAUUAAUAUAAUUCUUCGUGUGACACUUUUUUUUUUUUUUUCAAAUUAUGAUUUUUAUCAUUUUUUGUAUUGUACUACUAGACUCUUUUCUCAUUAGGGUUCUUUAAUUCUUAUUUUUCUGUUGCUUAUGAUAUACUUUUGUUGAAUCUAUUUAAAAUUAACUAAUCCCACCACACAUAUUAGGAACCUGAUCUCAAAAAUUGCAGUAAACAACAAAUAGUAAAAUAAAGUGCAACGCAAAUUUAUCGUGAAAAAUUCCUUGUUCAAGGGAGUAAAAAAUCACGACCUACACUGUGUAGAAUUUCACCACCAAUCUCCACUAAUUUCAAAAAGCUUUGUUCAAGAUUACAACCCCUACUACCAGAUAUUACCCCUAUUACAACGACCUUUUUUGCAACGAUUCCAAAAGCGUUGCAAUAGACCCUCUAUUGCAACGAUUACAACCGUUGUAAAAUAAAAUUGUUCUAGUAAAACUAUUUUAUAAUAUAAUCGUUGCCAUUAUUGAAGAACCGUUACAAUAGAGUGUCUAUGAACCGUUGCCAUAGAAUCAUCUAUGGCAACGCUUUAUUGAAUAAAAGAUGCUAUUGCAACGGCAUAACUAUUCCCACCAAAAAAUUUUGCUAAGUCCGCCAACAAAAACCCUUUAUUCUCCAAUCCACCAAAAAAACCCUUUCAUCACUUUUCAUCUAGCAUACUCCAAUCCGUCAAAAAAAAUUUCACUAAGUCUGAUCCACCACUGCUUCGACCACCAUUCUUCUCCGAUUUUACCACUAUUCUGAUCACCAUACCUUGAUUUCAAUGCUGCUCUGGCCACUACUGUGAGUAAGAAUAUGUAUUUGAAUCCCAAGUUAGGUGGGGUUGGAGGUGGGUUGGUGUCUCUGUACCUAUCAAUUUUAGGUUCUGGACAGAUCUCUAAGGACAAAUAUUACUAUGGUUUCUUCAAUGCAGCACUAAAAUUGCCUGCUCAUUUUACAUUCGGAGCUGUUGUUGCCUUUUAUAAUGUUGCUGUACAUUAUGAUACGUGAAAUUCAGGAGUUCUAGGUCCAGUCACAUUGAGUGGUCUCAAUGUGGGGUCAAGAGACUUGGCAAAAAAAAAAGGUCCUACAAGAUUGGUCUAAAAGGCGAAUCACUAAGUUUUCACACCUUAAGUGGCAGUUCUUCUGUUGAAUGGGUUCAAGGUUCACUUGUGGCUCAAAAAUAACUCCUGACUUGGUGCAAGGCAACAUUUAACACACCUGGAGGAUUCAACGAGAAGAAAUAUCAGAAUAAUUGUGGACAACCUUCUCAAAGAUGGUAAGCGAUAUCUAUAAUUCGUACAACACUUAGUGAAGUUAGUACUAGAUCAACUUUCUAUGGAGAACUUCACAUGACAACUCAAUCCGAUGUUCCAUACGCAAACUUUGCAAAACUGGUAAUUUCAGGCAUCAUAUCCCGUAAUCGUGGCUGAAACCAAGUGGAAACCUAUUGGUAGUAUUUUAAGAAUGGUGUGGUAAUCAAACAGGAAUUUCUUUAGUAAGAAGAUCAAGAUAAAAAGUUCAAUUCUGGAUGCGACAGUGUCUUGUGGCGUGGCUAUUGGGAAAUGGUGGAGCCUUCUUAUGCUGAGGGGUGUCAAUUGACACUCCUUCCUCAAAAAAUUACGUUGUUUAGUUAGUUUAAGUUUUUAAUUUUCAAGUAUGACAUACAUUUUGUGUAGAGGAGAGAAGUACCAUGAACCGGAAUACUGGAAAUUUGGUGAGGAGGGAAAUCAGUAUUUUAGGCAUGCAACUGGACAAAUAUAUGUGAUCUCUAAGGAUUUGGCUACCUACACAUCAAUCAAUGGGUACACCUUUUGCUUCAUAAGUUUUUUUCUGAAGCUUUCAGUUUAUUGCAUAUCCAUGUGCUUUACUGGUCACAAUCUACUGUUUAUUCAUAAAGAAUUUCUCGUCAGGCACAUUCUCUAUGAUAUGCAAAUAACAUGUUUCUCUUGGCUCUUGGUUUAUUGGGCUUGAUGUUAAACAUAUUAAUGAACGAAAUUUGUGCUGUGGAACACCCCCAGGUAAGAAGUUAAUGCCUAUGACAUACUUGGAAAAAUAAGAGGUUUGAAGGUAGGGAGCGGAAGCUGGUCACCACAGUACAAGGCAGCUGGCCUCUCCACUAGAAGGGUCUCUCUGCUCUGCAUUGCCUACUUCUGCUUAGGUGUUUUUGUUGUCAACAGGUUAUUGACUGGUCCUGUUAGAAUGGUGAACGAUGAUUUAUCUGUGGAACAUAUGUCACAGGAACUUCAUCCUGUUCUUGAGUGCGAGAAAAAGGCAAGUCAGCAGGAACGUGGUGUUUUAGGCUUCAUAGUCUUACAAAAUAAGUAGAUAAAGUGAUUCCCGGGUUGGUUGAUGUUGGUGCAGGAUACUUCUCUGGUAGCAGGAUAUAUUCUCUUCCAAGUUUCUAAAACACACUAUGUAAUCAUGUAACUUUUCGUGCCCUCCCUUCAGUGUAUACGUUCCACCUUUAAUUCUAUUUAAUAAUCCAAUAUCAUUGUGUGCCACAAAAAUUUUAGGGGAUUGGACAAAACAAUAUCUUCUCCGUAAAUGAAGCUUGCUUCCGCUAGAGCUGCUAAAAUAGAAAAUGAAGAAAUAUCUACUCCUUAUAGGAAAUCAGUAAUUAAGCCUUUGAAUAACCGUUUUAAGGAUUUCUUUUUAAUGGGAAUCAUUACUGUUUUAGUAUUAAUAAUGGACUGAGAUGAUGACCAGGGCAACCCCAGGUGGAGUCUUAGAUCGUGCUAUAGAUUCUGAGGAUUCACAACAUAAUGAUUUCUUUCGACUGACCUGAUGUUCUAGGACAAUUCAUGCCUUUGGUUGGGAUGGAAUGGUCACAGAUAGGUGUUGCACAUCUCUUUUCGGCUAUCAAGAUGUUCAAAAUGAAGGAGGAGAUGAAGAAAGUGACGAAGAAAUUGACCUUACUUGAAUAAAUUUACGAAUUAUUGAAUUUUGUGAAACGUAUCGCCACUCAAACUUGAUACAUUGUGGGAAAACUAAUGACCGUUUGACUAUAACAUUUUUGCUUUUGGAUUUAGAUUACUAGUUUGUUGGAUAUUUUAAUUUGAGUUAUUAAUAAUGAAAGAUUUUGUUGUGAUGUGCA